AUGUGGGCUGGGUAUGAGGCAUUGCACCCGGGCGGGUCGGAGCCCUUUUUUACGUGGGAGGCUUUCCUGUUGUGGGACAAGUCGUUGUCAGCGUUGAAGAACCUCAGGAGCGGCAGAGACACGAUCGAGCAGGCGCAGGCGAAGGCGUCUGCCUCGGAGGAGGUGAAAGAGAAAGUCCAGCUGGACCUCACGAGAGAGUCGGAGGCAGAUGCAGCACUCGUACCAGUCUUGAUCGCCCGGAUGCUCCUUCUGUCGGUGAUGUCGGGUUCGUGGCUGUCGCGUGUUGUCGGCUCGUUGGACCUGCUUGUGAUCCACGUGUUGAUGUGCAACGCUAUCGCCUUCCCCUGCAUGUACGUAGGCUCUACCCGACUCACCGUCUUUGUUAGCAUCGGGCUGUAUAGGGUUGUGCGGAACUGGGUCUUGGGGAUGUCUGUUGUUGUUGCAAUCGAGGGGAGAGCGAAAGUGAAGAGCGGCAUGUAUGUCUCUUUCCCUGUGAGCUCGAGGUGUUUGUGGGCUUACCCGCUCGACGAGCAGCCUGACGCUGUCGGAGGCCUGCGAGCCAGGCAAUGA
Messenger RNA from Guillardia theta CCMP2712, 570 nucleotides. RefSeq lists its product as hypothetical. Lineage: Eukaryota; Cryptophyceae; Pyrenomonadales; Geminigeraceae. The transcript has 4 exons. Bases 1 to 570 code for a protein of 189 amino acids. The record is from RefSeq and is a predicted model, not a curated record.